AUGGCCAAGCUCAACACUCUCCUAGCCGUUGCGGCCGGAGCUACCGUAUGGGCUGCUCACCACGUGGCGGGUAGUAGCUCCCCCGGUGGUAAUGAUCUACAGAACCUAAAGCAGCAAUUGUCGAGUUGUGCCAGCGUGUAUUACCCUGGUUCCACGGGCUUCGAGAAUGCAACUACCCGAUGGUCUGUACUGGACGAGCCCAAAGUCAAUGUGGUUGUGUCCCCUUGCACGGAGAAUGAUGUUGCUGAGGCUGUCAAAUAUGCCAAUAAGCAGGGCCUGCCCUUCCUUGUAUACAAUGGUGUGCAUGGCGCCCUGGUAUCCUUGGGCAAAAUGACCCACGGGGUCGGGAUCGCCAUGAACCAACUCAGCAGCGUUCAAGUCGCCGAGGACGGAAAGACCGCCACCAUGGGCGGUGGUACCAUGUCCAAGGUUGUCACCGAUAAGCUUUGGGCCGCAGGGAAGCAAACCGUGACGGGGACCUGCGAGUGCGUCAGUCUCCUAGGGCCUGCACUCGGCGGUGGUCACGGUUGGCUUCAGGGCCACCACGGUCUCGUGGCCGAUCAGUUCGUCUCGAUGAACGUCGUGCUUGCCAAUGGCACCUUGACGACGAUCGACUCCAACUCCGACCUCUUUUGGGCGAUGAAGGGUGCCGGUCACAACUUCGGCAUCGUGACCUCCCUCACCUCUAAGAUCUACGAUAUUGAGCAUACCGACUGGGCCAUCGAGACCAUCAUCUUCAGCGGAGACAAGGUUGAGGCCGUUUACCAGGCCGCCAAUGACUACCUGGUGAAGAACGGCACCCAGCCCGCCGAUGUCUCUAACUGGUCUUACUGGAUGAACAACCCCGAUGCCGACCCUCACAAUCCGGUCAUUGUCUUCUACAUCAUUCAAGAGGGCGUCCAGGCUGUCGAUCCCGUCUACACUGAGCCUUUCCACAAUUUGGGUCCCAUCUCGGUCACCCCCCAGUCCGGCACAUACAAAGACCUCGCGAACUGGACCGGCAUCGCCCUGGAGUCUCCUCCUUGUCAGAAGGUGGGCAUGGCGAACCCUCGUUUCCCCAUCUACCUGGAGAGCUACAAUAUCACCGCCCAAAAGAAAGCCUGGGAUCUCUAUGCCCCCGCGGUGCGCGGCAGCUCCCCUUUCAAUAACUCCAUUUUCAUGUUCGAGGGCUACCCCGUAGAGGGCGUCCACGAUGUCGCGGCCUCCUCUAGUGCUUUUGCUUUCCGCUCUGAGAACCUCCUCGCCGCUCCUUUGAUCAACUAUAUCCCUGCCGGUGACUUGGCUGAGGAAGCUGCUCAGCUGGGUAAUCAGCUCCGUGAUACCCUUUGGGCUGCUACUGGCCGUAAGGACUUCCGAGCCUACAUCAACUACGCCUAUGGCAAUGAAACAUUUGAGCAGAUUUACGGCGCUGAAAAGUGGCGCCAGGAUCGUCUGCACUUCCUGAAGAAGAAGUAUGAUCCGGAAAACAAAUUCGGCUUCUAUGCUCCUAUAGUGUAG
Molecule: messenger RNA, 1497 nt
Organism: Penicillium chermesinum
Lineage: Eukaryota; Fungi; Ascomycota; Eurotiomycetes; Eurotiales; Aspergillaceae
Product: FAD-dependent oxidoreductase
Exons: 2
Coding region: 1-1497 (498 amino acids)
Molecular function (GO): FAD binding
Source: RefSeq, a predicted model, not a curated record